Messenger RNA from Aspergillus welwitschiae, 650 nucleotides. RefSeq lists its product as uncharacterized. The record is from RefSeq and is a predicted model, not a curated record. Gene Ontology annotation, biological process: mycotoxin biosynthetic process. The coding region runs from base 194 to 589 and encodes 131 amino acids. The transcript has 3 exons. Lineage: Eukaryota; Fungi; Ascomycota; Eurotiomycetes; Eurotiales; Aspergillaceae.
GCCUAAUCCAGAAUACGAGACGGCUUCCCACGGCAAUCGCUGGAUUCAAUUCCAAUGGUCUACAGGUAUUUACAGCUCUUCGAAGCCCGAAGAUUUCGACGCCGUGAAUAAGGCCUGGGAGGAAAUCGUCCCAGCGUACGGCUUCGUCGCGGUUGAUCACGGAUGGGCUGCGGAGAAUCACCUCCCAUCGAGCAUGAGUCUUCCAUCAGAUUCUUCCAAAGGGGUGUAUAUUCUUGAUGCGUACCACCAAAUUCAUUGCCUUACGAUAAUUCGCCGCACUCUCCUAGAGAUCAGAUCUGGAGAAUCACCCAAACUUCCUCUCCAACAUUCUUGGCACUGCUUCGACAGCCUAUUGCAGUAUAUAGUAUGUGGGACAUCCGGAGAUACACUUCUCUACACAUGGGGACGGAAUCAAACUGGUGAUGGACAGGCACGGGAGUGUCUCGAUUGGAAGAGUCGGAAGGAGUGGAUUCGUCAGAGAACGGCUUGUUAUAAGGAUAGUGAGCAGCCCAUUCGACUAGUUGAUCAUUUUACGAGGUGUGAAGACGGUGAAAUGGAGAUUGGGGAUGGGAUUAGGUUGAGUAUGUAAUGGGGAGAUCUAAUAUGGAAUAAAAGAAUGGAAGAGAGAUGAAUGGAGAUAGAUACCUUCC